Daphnia carinata is the source of this 791-nucleotide messenger RNA. Its product is annotated as adhesive plaque matrix protein-like. Bases 72 to 779 code for a protein of 235 amino acids. Gene Ontology annotation, cellular component: extracellular matrix. Lineage: Eukaryota; Metazoa; Arthropoda; Branchiopoda; Diplostraca; Daphniidae. The record is from RefSeq and is a predicted model, not a curated record. The transcript has 3 exons.
AUCAACAGAGAGAAAAAGAAUCUCAUUAAAAUUUAAGUUGGGUUCAUUGUUCAUCCCACACGUCCCCCAAAAUGUUUGCCCGUGUGUUGAUAUGCGUGGCACAGCUGAUUGCUCAGGCCUAUUCCUAUGGUUACCAGCCACCCGCCCAGCCGAAUUACUACCCACAACCUGCCCAGCCUCAUUACAAUCAACCUAUUUAUCAGCAGCCGAGUUACACGACUGCCAAACCAUACUACACCACAACAGCCAAACCGUACUACACCACAACAGCCGAACCUUAUUAUCCGACGACAACUUAUCCGACGACGCCUUACUACACCACGACCUACCCCACGACUUCGUACUACACGACGAGCAGACCGACGUACGAAAAGGCAACAACUAGUUACUACCAACAACCAACUUACUACACAACGACCAAAGCCUACUACGUGCAACCAUCCUACACUCCUGCUUACUACCCCGACAACUACGAUGCUAAAGAAAACGGGUGGUACAACUAUGCUUUCAAGUUCAACGUUAACGAUUAUGGUAACGAGCAAUCGAGAAGCGAAACUCACGAGAAUUCCGUUACCCGCGGACAGUACACCGUGAGCUUACCUGACGGACGUAAGCAAAUUGUCAACUACGAAGCGGACCAGAACGGUUAUCGAGCUGAAGUGUCUUACGAGCCUGCAGGUAGCAAUCAAUACAGCGACAUGGAAAAUUAUUACAGUACAUCAAAAUACGGCUCGUCUCAAUAUGAUUAUCAAACGACGCCGGCCUACAUCAACUAUUGAUUUUUUUCUUUC